Phymastichus coffea is the source of this 2426-nucleotide messenger RNA. It is a transcript of the gene ArgRS, whose product is annotated as probable arginine--tRNA ligase, cytoplasmic. Gene Ontology annotation, biological process: arginyl-tRNA aminoacylation. Gene Ontology annotation, cellular component: cytoplasm. The record is from RefSeq and is a predicted model, not a curated record. The transcript is spliced from 8 exons. The coding region runs from base 84 to 2138 and encodes 684 amino acids. Gene Ontology annotation, molecular function: ATP binding; arginine-tRNA ligase activity. Lineage: Eukaryota; Metazoa; Arthropoda; Insecta; Hymenoptera; Eulophidae.
GUUUGUUGAGAGUAACACGUGUGCAGUCUUCCGUAGCUUUUUGUAGUGAAAGCAAGUUAAGUAUUCGGAUUUUCAUGUAAAAAAUGCCUUCCUCGGAGUUACAGUUAUUGGAACAUCGAGCGAUAAUAGCGGAGAAAGAGAUUGCAAUUUUAAAAAACGAAUUAAAUUCUUUGCAAAAACUUGUUAGUUCGAAAAACGUUGCACUUGAAGAAGCCAGUGAUGAUAGUAACAUUGAAGUUGAAAAUCUCAAAAAAGAAAAUGAAAAGCUUAAAAUGAGAAUAAAUAUUUUGAAAAAGACACUUGAAGAACGAAAAUCGAUACAUCUUGCUCUUACCACCAAUAUGUCCAACUCUGGUAAUCUAAUCAGUAUAUAUGACAGCCUUACUUCCUUAUUUGAGAAGGCUAUAAACUCAGCUUAUCCAAACUUGGUUGAUGCACCUGUUAUACUUUCAUCUAGUAAUAAAAUAAACUUUGGCGAUUAUCAAUGUAAUAGUGCUUUGCCACUUUGCAAAUUGUUGAGUGCCCAAAGUGACAACAAAAAACAAAAGUUAUCUCCUCAAGAUAUAGCUAAAAAAAUAUUAGCUAACAUAGAAUCUUCACCAUUAGUUGAUAAAUUAGAAGUGGCUGGUGCAGGAUUUAUUAACAUUUAUAUUAGUCGUGAAUUUGCUAAAAAUUCACUCACUGGUUUAUUAAUAAAUGGAAAAGUAUCUACAGCACCGGUAGCUACAAAGCAUAGAGUUAUUGUUGAUUUUUCGAGUCCAAAUGUUGCAAAGGAAAUGCAUGUAGGACAUUUACGCUCUACAAUCAUUGGAGAAAGUAUUUCCAGACUAUUAGAAUUUUUAGGUCAUGAUGUUGUAAGAUUGAAUCAUAUUGGUGAUUGGGGUACUCAAUUUGGUAUGCUAAUAGCCCAUUUAGAAGAUAAAUUUCCUAAUUAUACUACAGAAUCACCAUCUAUUUCUGAUCUACAGAGCUUUUAUAAAGAAUCUAAAGUGAGAUUUGAUGAAGAUAAACAAUUCAAGGAAAGGGCCUAUGAGACUGUUGUCAAACUACAGGCGCAUGAUCCAAAAAUUAUUCAAGGGUGGAAACUUAUCUGUGAUGUGUCUAGGAAAGAAUUUCAAAAUAUCUACAAUCGUUUGGAUAUCAAAUUAGUUGAAAGAGGUGAAUCGUUUUAUCAACAACACAUGAUAGAUAUAGUAAAAGACCUAGACAAACGUGGCUUUCUUGAAGAAGAUGAUGGUCGAAAAAUAAUGUGGGGUGAAAAAAAGCAAGGAAUUCCAUUAACUAUUGUUAAACGAGAUGGUGGUUUUACUUACGAUACGUCAGAUAUGGCAGCAAUAAAACAUAGGGUUGAGGAUGAAAAAGUAGAUUGGGUAAUAUAUGUCACCGAUGGAGGACAAGCAACUCAUUUUCAAAUCAUAGAAAGUUGUGCUAAGAGGGCUCAGAUAAUUGGAGAUCGUCAUAGGAUAGACCACGUAGGUUUUGGUGUUGUACUUGGUGAAGAUAAAAAGAAAUUCAAGACUCGUUCAGGUGACACUGUCAAAUUGAGUAAUUUACUGGAUGAAGGUCUAAACAGAGCAGAGCAAAAGUUGAAAGAAAAAGAGAGGGAUAAAGUUCUUACUGAAGAUGAAAUGAAUAAGGCCAAGGAACAUGUAGCAUAUGCUUGCAUAAAGUAUGCAGAUCUGUCUCAUAACAGAAAUCACGAAUACGUAUUUUCUUUUGAUAAAAUGCUCGAUGAUAAGGGGAACACAGCCGUUUACUUGCUGUACGCGCUUACAAGGAUUCGAUCUAUAGCUCGAACAGCAAAUGUUACCCGCGAGCAAAUACAAGAAGCUAUUAAAACAACUCCCAUAUCGUUAGAACACGAGAAAGAAUGGAAACUCGCUAAAGUACUUUUGAAAUUCCCCGAUGUUAUUUCGAAGAUUACUAAAGACCUUCUUUUGCAUACCUUAUGUGAACUCUGUUACGAAAUUGCUUGUACAUUCACGGAAUUUUAUGACAAAUGUUACUGUGUCGAAAAAAAUCAAGCUGGCGAAAUCAUCAAAGUAAAUAUGGGGCGCAUAUUACUAAUUGAGGUUACCGCGAUGAUAUUGGAGCAAUGUUUUGAUUUGCUAGGAUUAAAACCAGUUGAAAAAAUGUAAAACACAAGAAAACAAUCACUUCUAAUUAAGUGUUAUGCAUCAUUAUGCGUGAAGUUUCUUCGCGAAAUACAUUUAUUUAUUUCUUAAUCUGUUUACAUUUUUCUUCUAUUCUCGAUUACAUUAAAUUAUCCCUUCAUUUCGUUGGAAACCGUUAUUCUUAUCUCUGUUUAUCUAAUCAUGUAAAGUGCAAAGUAUUGAACCGCACGGACUAAAAAACUUGACAUCUAACCAUCUGCUGUGUAUCAGUUAAAGUUACAAUAAAUCAAGUAUGAAAUCCUAUUACAGAAU